UUCCAUCGCAAGGCUCGCCUCUCUGUUCACGAAUCGUCGUCACGCAUGCAUCGGUCGUCCAUUUUUCGUAAGAGUUCGACAAAAAACUGAAAAUUACAUCGCAAAAAGACAGAAAUUUCACAAAUCAUAUCUAUUAUAAGAACUUUGAAACCGUAGCACAGUGCAUUUCAGUGGCCUUUAAAAUACUGCUCAACCCAAUAAGCAAUAGCAAUAUAAAUUAGUUUUACAAUUCAACUGCAACUGGGAAACGUUCGUGCGCGUAUGUACAAAAAAAGUAAAUAAAACGCGUGUGUGAAGUGGUGCAGAAAUUGUAGCGGAAGCAACUAUAAAUCAAUCGAACGCUUCCAACAACAAACCUGUGUGGCAAUAAAAACAACAAAAAUAUAUUUAAUAAAAAUAAAAAUAUAUUAAGCAAUUAUCAUAUAUAUAUAUAUAUUUUAAAAAUAUAUUUAUACACCUAUAUAUAAAUAAAGAGUUAACAUAGCUAUGGCAUGUGCAACACUUAAACGCGCCUUGGAUUGGGAGUCGCUGAAUCAGCGACCCACGAAACGUCGUCGCUGCAAUCCUUUCGGACAAUCUGGCAGUAAUUCGCCAUCGCGUAACGGCAACAGCAACAAUAAUGAUGCAGCUAGCAGCAGCGGCAGCUCGACAACGCCCAGCAAUCGCUUUGCCAAGGACAGCAAUGAGCCAAGUCCAUUCUCCGAGUCUGCCUUAUCUAAGAUGUCGCCAGACAAAAUGGCCGAGAAUUUGUGCAAUGAAAUCAAAAGACUGCACAAACGCAAACAAUUGCCGAUUACAUCCAGUGCCCUAGAGCGAAUGCAGGACUCGGAAUCGAGCGGCUCUGAAAUGGGACCGGAGAGUCCGCAUCGGCCGGACAGCCCGCCGAGUCACUUGAUGAUGCGCCAUCAUGGAGAGAAGGCAUUGUUCACAUUCAAACAGGUGCAGCUUAUAUGCGAGGGCAUGAUCAAGGAGAGAGAGGAUCAACUGCGCGAACGUUACGAAUCCGUGCUGACCACCAAAUUGGCUGAGCAAUAUGAUGCGUUUGUCAAAUUCACAUACGAUCAGAUCCAGCGUCGUUACGAGGCAGCGCCCAGCUAUUUGUCGUAAGGCAGCCUAAAUUCUCACUACGAUCUUAUGUGGCGGUUUUUCCAGCCGGCGCGACAGCAACAGUAGCAACAGCAAAUGCUAAAAGAUAAAAAACAACAUAGAAGCCCUCAUUUAAAAACAAAAACAAAAAACAAAAAAAUAUUUAAAAACUGCAUUGUGUUUAUUAUAUAUUUUGAAAUAUAAAAAGAGUUAUAGUUUAAAACUAGAUUAACAUAUAUAAAAAAAUGAAACAAAACAAAAGAUUGUAUUGGAACAUCAACAACAAAAGGGAAGUAAUACUUUAAAGCUUAAAACGCAAAACAAACAGCAAACAAAAGAAAAUAACUUGUUACACUUACGUUUUCACAUAACGAGAAUUCUAAAUAAAAAUGACAAAUAUCUAUAUAGUAUGUAUGAAACAAGAAUAACUAUAUAGUAAACACAUUGCAAAUGGUGCAACAAACACGUCUAAAAAAAAAUAUUAAAAAAAAUAAACAAAUUACACAAUUCAAUGAAACCUCAACAGUAGCUUCGUACAUAUAUAAAGCAAAAACAAAAACUAAAUAAAAAGCAAAAAAAAAUAUAUAUAUAUGUUAGGUACAUAGCAUAUAAGGCAUAAUUGUAAAAGGUAUCAAAACUAUAUUGUAUUUCAAAAUAGCAAUGAGAAAAGAGAUGACAAAACUAACUAACUAACUUUCAUAGUUUAUUUUUGCAUAAUCAUUUUCCUAAGCGAGUGAAACAGCAAACUGUAUAAAAGAUGAACGAUAAAUAAGUUUAUAUACAAAUCCUUUGUUUUUUUUUUCUUUGUUAAUCUGUUUCUUCCUUUGAUGUACAUUUUGCUAAGUAAUGAAAACGUAGACAAAAGUUUAUUAAAUUCGUUUGCAAACUUUAAUUUACUUUAAAAAUGUUAAACAACAAUAAGAAAAAGGAAAAUUUAUAAUUUAAGUAAAACUUGAACACGCUUUCGUACAUAUGUAUAUGUACACUUGCUUGAGACGUUUCAUGUUCAUUAUAAAUAUUUUUCACUUGAUAUACACACAUGCAUAUAUAUUUUUCAAUUGCCGCGAUCAUACAUACUUUACAUUAGUAAUUUAAACUUAAUAUUAGUAAAGAAAUGCCAUUUUUAUAUUAAAAUAAAAAACAGCGAUGAAUUGAGGAAA
Molecule: messenger RNA, 2246 nt
Organism: Drosophila mojavensis
Lineage: Eukaryota; Metazoa; Arthropoda; Insecta; Diptera; Drosophilidae
Product: akirin
Exons: 4
Coding region: 487-1107 (206 amino acids)
Biological process (GO): positive regulation of innate immune response; positive regulation of transcription by RNA polymerase II
Cellular component (GO): chromatin; nucleus
Molecular function (GO): transcription coregulator activity
Source: RefSeq, a predicted model, not a curated record